Messenger RNA from Necator americanus (New World hookworm), 624 nucleotides. RefSeq lists its product as uncharacterized. NCBI's taxonomy places the organism in Eukaryota, Metazoa, Nematoda, Chromadorea, Rhabditida, Ancylostomatidae. The coding region runs from base 1 to 624 and encodes 207 amino acids. The record is from RefSeq and is a predicted model, not a curated record. The transcript has a single exon.
AUGGAAAAGAACAUCUGCUAUCGGCAACGAAGGAGAAAAGAAGUCGUCUACGACGAUUGCGUACUCGAGGACUCCUUGUUCCAAGGUGACUGGCACAUCGAGGAGGACCCAAACGUGGACUACGAGAUGCUGCUCAGAGGAUUACGAGCCUGUGCUGAACGUGCCUUGAAGCCGCGCACGACAAACUUGGAACGAAUUUCGAGGACCACUAAGGAAUUGUUGGAAAGAAAAAGGGCUUUGAGGCUUGAUCCGAAUGCAUCGCACAUUGAGCAGUUAGUAGCAAACACUAGCUGCAGAAAAGCAUUGCAGGAGAAUCUUUUGAAGUACAGGCAGAAGAAGAUUCUGGAAGCAGCACAAAGAAGAACGAGUCUAAAGAAGUGCCGCAGGGAUCUUCGCAAAUAUAAUAUUCCGCUAGCAAUCUUGCUGAGCGAAGACGGGACUCGCACGUCUUCUCGUCGUGAGAUGGAAAUCAUUGCGGAGAGGUUCUACUCGAACCCUUUCCUUUCAUCAACUCCUGUGUCAAGCCUGAUCAUCUGGCGCUGGCGAAGCUCCACCACGGAUUCUCCCUUCGCAAGUACGAGUCGCUAUCAAGAGCAUGAAACCUGGCACAGCCCCCGGACCUGA